GGCGGGGACGCGCCGCGGGUCUUUGUGGCUGCUGUGCGCCGCCGUGGCUGCUCCCGCACGGGCGCCGGGUCUGAGCAGAGGCGGUGGCCCGUCCCGUCGAGGCCCUCGACCGCCGCUUUCCGCGGGACAGCCCGGUGGUGCCCCUAAGGCCUGCGCUGACUCUGUGCUGUAACCCGGAAGCGAGUAGCAGGGUGAGAGCGGCGGGCUGCCGAGGAAGCCAGGAUCCUCCCCCAAGCACAAAGCUCAGUUAUACUAAGGUUUCUGUAAGCUAUUUCAGCCCAGACUGGCUAUGGAAUCCAGAGCAAUUUCAACUUUAAAACCUCAGGAUCAUCAAGAAGAAGAAUUAAUACUAGUAAAAAUAGAAGAUAGCUUUUCUUGGAGUCAGAACUGUAAACAGAAUGGAAGCACCCAAUCUUGCCAAGAAUUGUUUCGCCAGCAGUUCAGAAAAUUUUGCUAUCAUGAAACACCCGGGCCCCGAGAGGCGCUGUGCCGACUCCAGGAACUUUGCCAUCAGUGGCUGAUGCCAGAGCUGCACACAAAGGAGCAGAUCCUUGAGCUGCUAGUGCUGGAGCAGUUCCUGAGCAUCUUACCUGAGGAGCUGAGGGCAUGGGUCCAACAGCAUGGCCCAGGAAGUGGUGAGGAAGCUGUGAGUCUGCUGGAGGAUCUGGAGAAAGAGUUUGAUGAUCCAGGGCAGCAGGUCCCAGAUAGUCCACAAGGACCAUCAGUGUCAUGGAAAGAUUUGACAUAUCUCAGAGAAUCCCAGGAUUCAACAAGCAUCCAAGUCCGGCCUCUGAAGACACAGCUAAAAUCCUGGAAACCUUGCCCUUCCUCUAAAAGUGAUUCUAAGAAUAAUGAAACAACAGCAAAAGAGGACAUUUCAGAAGAAAAAUCACCGGGACUCUCUUGGGAUCCUUCAUUUAGAGGUGUUAGUGAGCACAAAAGCAAUUUAGAGUGGCAGCAGAGAAGUUCCCCUCUCCACAGGGGUAGUUUUAGUCAAGUGAUCUUCACACACAAAUCCUUAGCAAAGAGAGAUCAUCAUGAUGAAUCUCAAAGAUGCUUAAUUCUAAGUACCAACUCUGUAACAUGUCAGAAAGUUUCUCCAGAAGAGAGACCUUACAGAUGUGAUAUAUGUGGGCACAGCUUUAAACAGCAUUUCUCUCUGACACAGCAUCAGAGGAUCCAUACUGGAGAAAAGCCCUAUAAAUGCAGCCAGUGUGGGAAGGCCUUUAGUUUGAGGUCAUAUCUCAUUAUUCAUCAGAAAAUCCAUAGUGGUGAAAAAGCGUACGAAUGUAAUGAAUGUGGAAAAGCCUUCAAUCAGAGCUCGGCCCUCACUAGACAUCGGAAAAUUCAUACAGGUGAGAAAGCUUGUAAAUGUAACGAGUGUGGCAAAGCGUUCAGUCAAAGCUCUUACCUAAUCAUACAUCAGAGAAUUCACACUGGAGAGAAGCCCUAUGAGUGUAACGAGUGUGGGAAAACCUUCAGUCAGAGCUCAAAGCUUAUUAGACACCAGCGAAUUCAUACAGGAGAGAGACCCUACGAGUGCAGUGAAUGUGGAAAAGCUUUCAAGCAGAGCUCAGAGCUGAUCACCCAUCAGAGGAUACACAGCGGAGAGAAACCCUAUGAAUGUAGGGAGUGUGGAAAAGCCUUCAGUCUGAACUCAAACCUCAUCAGACACCAGAGAAUUCACAGUGGAGAGGAACCCUAUCGGUGUAAUGACUGUGGCAAGACCUUCAAAAGGAGCUCAGCCCUUGUUCAGCACCAGAGAAUCCAUUCUGGGGAUGAAGCUUAUAUAUGUAAUGAAUGUGGGAAGGCUUUUAGGCACAGAUCAGUGUUGAUGCGCCAUCAGAGAGUACACACUGUUAAGUAACUUAAUACAAUGAUUCAUAAAUAGUUUAUUUUUCUCUAUAUUAGCCAGAACGUUGACUUUGGAGCAGGAUUCCACAAAGGUAGUUUUAAAAAAACAAACGGUCUUUAGUCAGUCUAACUUGCUAUGUGUAGCACUUCCUGAUGCCACUGCGAAUUUUCUUCAAAACUUCCUGUGAUUGACCAGAGCAAGAUAAAGGACCAUUCCUUUGAGCUUUGCUCUUAACAUUAGGAAUACUCAGGAAAAAAAAAAAAAAAAUGUAAUAUUGAGACCUCAUUUUCCAUGAGAACGUCAUGGGAAAAGGCUUCAUCCUGUCUGUCAGUACAUCUGAUUGUCUGUACCAGAUAAUAUGAAUGACAUGAGAGACUGCUUAAGAAAUUCAAAAGUUUUUUACUCAACAGCAGCCAGUCAACAAGAAAAGUGAGCAAACAAUUUCACUGAUGAUUUGUUGAUCCCAAGCCAGGCUCAAAAUAAACUGAGCUUGGGAAGAAAAAGAUACAAAUUAGUUUAGACAACCUGAGCGCCCUGUCCAUUCCCCACCUGUGUACUGGGUAUUGAACUUAGGGCCUCACAUGCUAGGCAAGUGGUCAGUUCUGUUAUUUUUUUAUACCGGCUUUGUGCCAGUGACUAGAAAUAAAAUGAAAGAUAUUUCUACA
This is a messenger RNA of Alexandromys fortis (reed vole), 2520 nucleotides long. RefSeq names its product zinc finger protein 397 (gene Znf397). The coding region runs from base 290 to 1867 and encodes 525 amino acids. The record is from RefSeq and is a predicted model, not a curated record. Gene Ontology annotation, molecular function: RNA polymerase II cis-regulatory region sequence-specific DNA binding; DNA-binding transcription factor activity, RNA polymerase II-specific. Gene Ontology annotation, biological process: regulation of transcription by RNA polymerase II. The transcript has 4 exons. Lineage: Eukaryota; Metazoa; Chordata; Mammalia; Rodentia; Cricetidae.